CGACCCCAGACGUAAAGUGACUCAGCUGUGUCCACUUGAGCAACCACGAUUGUCCACUUUGGAUGUUCACAACCUCGCCACAUGCCUCGCGCUAAUCCGACAUUGGGCACAGCGACUCGUUUUCGAUGUACAGUCUGCCCAAAAGAAUUCUCCCGACGCGAGAACUUGAUAAGGCAUGCCCGCGUCCAUAACCCUAAAAAACUGCACUACUGCUCUGUAUGUGGCAAGCAGUUCACAAGAAGUGAUGUCCGUCAACGCCAUGAAGAGAUCCACAAGUCAAGGCGGACCCCUCCGGCAGCCUCGUCACCACAGUCGGCGGCGAUGCCUGUAGAGGGGCUUCGAAUGAUGACACCAGACAUGAGGACUCCGGGAGCGUUGGGCGAGUUUGAAAGCAAUGUUGGCUCCGCAUCUCGUAGCAUUCAUAGGGCUGAGAUUCCCGUCAGAAGUCCAGCUGAGGACAAUACCAUCCCAGAUCAGCUGUCUAGCUGGAUGUAUCAUUCGGGAAAUCUGGAGAAUAUGUGGUUCGACGAUGACUUGUUGACAGCGCUCAUGGACCCGAUUAUGAUGCCGGGCGUCGACAAUCACUCAGCCGAUACGGCGAUCACAUUACCUAGUACUGCAAGGGCCUACGCCCUGAACACCAAUAUGCCCUCAGAAUCCGAGCCUCAAUCACCUCCCAAUGAAGCAUCUGAGGAGGAUCGAUGGCCUUACAGCUGGGAUCCAGGCUCUCGGCCUAUCACUGCAUGCAAGCCUAUUCAGAUGGAUAAAACGCACCCCCUACGGCAAAAUCACAACACACAAUUCGAUAUCUCCGCCGAGAGAUACAAGGCUCUGAAAUCAUUUCUCCAGCGACCGGCCCGCAAAGGCUUCGACUUUCACACUCUGCCGUUACCGGGAUUGGGGAUAGCAAACGUGUUCAUUCAACUUUUCUUCACGCACUUUGAACAUCAGGUCCCAGUGAUUCAUCGUCCAUCCUUCAAGUCUUCUGAUAACUUGGCAGAUCCAUUAUUAGCAAUCAUGAUUGCCAUAGGAGCGACAUACAGUCAGCUACGACAUUCUUGUCGCUUCUCAAUUGUGUUGAUCGAUGUCGCCAGACUGAGCACACAACUGGCGAUUGAGCUGGACAACAGAAUGAUGCGAGACCCGAUGGUACUCUAUGCGCUGGCGCUAAUAUGCUACUCUGGCAUCUGGUGUGGAAACAAAAGGCUCUUUGAGCUUUGCGAGAGCCUAAGGGGGACGGUUAUUACUUACUGUCGCCAUAUGCAACAAAUGAGGCUCACUCCAAGUACCGCAGGACCUGAGACUUCAGCUAACAACCCGGAUGAGCAGUGGCAUAGGUGGAUAUUGAGGGAGACCAAAAAGAGACUGGCAUGGGUCAUAUACGGUCUCGAUUGUAUCUUUCCAUGCUUGCUCUAUCUUCCAGCCUCAUUUACCCUGGCAGAGUUCAUGAAUAUGGAAUGUCCAUGUGAUGAAGAAUUUUGGCAAGCCGCAACUGCUCAGCGCUGGAAACUUCUGCUUGGAUCAGCCUCCAUACCCCCCACGAGACCUUUUGCUUCGGCCGUCAGCCCGUUCCUCGGGCCACUCAACUUGGGACGACCUCCGGAGACCAACAUCCAUAUGACUCGCUCACCAACCUCAUAUUCGAAUUCCAUUGGACUCAACUGCUGGUCCCGUCACCUUGUACUCAUCACGAUUCAAGUUCAGAUCUUCGAGCUAUCCCAGCAGAUUAUUAUGGUCUCUGAUGCAACCCUGGAUACCGAAAUAUGGCAACCACAAGAUGAAAAAUUAGCCAGCGCACAGUCUUUGGGUAACCCCCCCUUCGAGUCCUCGACGAGCCCAAAAGUCAAAGACCAUUUUGUCCAAUUGGUCACAAGGUGCUCGGGUUCAAAUCCCUCGGGUCCGGUACAAGAAGUUCUAGGGUCGCUCGCAAAACGAAAGGCCCACUUAGAGAGUAUGCUUUUAGCAUGGGAGCAGGCGUUUGCAGUGUCCCCUGCUGCCGACAGUUCGGUGUAUCCGACCUCGAAACACUUCCAAACAACUGCCACCACACAUCUUGAGAUCAGCUAUUUGAUGCUUCAUGUUCCAAUUUCGGAUAUUCAAGACGCGUUGGGGAAGUCGGGACCGGGCAAAGUGAUCCCUGCAAUGGAGAUUAUGCGCCGCUCCCUCGCAGAGCAUCCAGACAUAGUGGCAUCAAUAUUCCGAAAGUGUCUAUCAACAGUGAGCGAGCUACAGUCAAAACUGCUGGAUCACCAUGACAGGUCCAUGAGGAAUAUCAUGGAACCUGCAAGUGUCAUCAGCUGUUUCCUUAGCGGGGUCUAUGCAUGGGCCAUUCUCCGCUCAUCUGAUCGGGAGCAAGUGAUGUUUCUGCAAGAGCAGAUUCCAGGUGUAACUGGUUCCGACGCUUUUUCUGCGACUGUAAAAGAAGUGAUAUCAUGGAAGACCAAUGAGCAAUUGCCUCCGGACCACCUUGGCGCCAGAGCAAACCUUAUUUUACAUGGCGUGGCAGACGUACUUGGAAAGAUGGCACCGUGGAGCGCUUCACUCAAUAUGGCGCUACUAUUGUGUCAUCGUGCAAAGGAGCUUAUGAUUUAUUGA
Molecule: messenger RNA, 2595 nt
Organism: Penicillium brasilianum
Lineage: Eukaryota; Fungi; Ascomycota; Eurotiomycetes; Eurotiales; Aspergillaceae
Source: the annotation of a GenBank genome assembly